UAGCAUGAAUUCCUUGAAAGUACAUGAGCUUGGAAUUGGACCAAUUCAGAUUCAAAUCCUGGUUCUGUUGUGUGACUCUGCACAAAAGACUUAGCCUUUCUGAGCCAUGGUUUGUAAAAUAUAGGGGUAAUACAAAUGACAAGCAAUGGUGGGUGUGGGUUUCCCUGUCUGCCUUCCUUCACCCCAGAGCCCUGGUAGGGACUAUGUCCCCCGCCAUCGCACUGGCCUUCCUGCCACUGGUGGUGACAUUGCUGGUGCGGUACCGUCACUACUUCCGACUGCUGGUGCGUAUGGUCUUGCUGCGGAGCCUCCGAGACUGCCUGUCAGGGCUGCAGAUUGAGGAACGGGCCUUCAGCUAUGUGCUCACUCAUGCCCUGCCUGGAGACCCCAGUCAUAUCCUCACCACCCUGGACCGUUGGAGCAGCCACUGCGAGUACCUGGGCCACAUGGGGCCUGUCAAAGGUCAGAUCCUGAUGCGGCUGGUGGAGGAGAAGGCUCCUGCUUGCGUGCUGGAGCUGGGCACCCACUGUGGGUACUCCACAUUGCUUAUUGCCCGUGCCCUGCCCCCUGGGGGCCGCCUUCUCACUGUGGAGUGGAACCCACGCACCGCAGCAGUGGCUGAAAAACUCAUCCGCCUGGCUGGCUUCGACGAGCGCACGGUGGAGCUCAUCGUGAGUAGCUCAGAGGAGGUGAUCCCACACCUACGAACCCAGUACCAGCUGAGUCAGGUAGACUUGGUGCUCCUGGCACACCGGCCCCGACGUUACCUGCGAGACCUGCAGCUUUUGGAGGCCCAUGCCCUGCUGCCAGCUGGUGCCACUGUACUGGCUGACCACGCGCUGUUCCCUGGUGCACCCCGCUUCCUGCAGUAUGCCAAGAGCUGUGGCCGCUACCGCUGCCGCCUCCACCACACUGGCCUCCCAGACUUCCCUGCCAUCAAGGACGGCAUAGCCCAGCUCACCUAUGUAGGGCCUGGCUGAGGUCCAGGCCCGGGGGCACUUACUGCUGCCUCUCCACCCCCACCGAAGCAAGGACCUCAGAACAUCCAUUCUUCUCCCUGCUUGUGGCCUGACACAUGCUGGACUCAGGGCUGGGGAGGCUGUCCUCCAACCUCUACCCCACUCCAGUUCUACACUGACCUGAGACAUCAAGUUCUAUCAGGAUGCUUGGUUCCAUUGCCCCCCUCCUUCCAGAGAGCCAUGGAUUGACAGGCAAGAGACCUGGGCUCCCAACCCAACUCUAUCACUGAUUUUCUGGGUGACUCCAAGGGAGUCCCUGUGCUGCCUGAAGAUUUAAUCUCUCUUAACACCAAGGAAGCUAGCUGGAAAAUCUCCAGGGGCCUCCUAGCUCUAGGCCUCAGAAGCCUUCCCUUCUCAGCCCAUGCAAUUCCAGUUAGGAUCAGAGGAAACAGUAAACAUUGAGUUAGAGGCUCUGAAGGAAUGGGUACAAGCUGAGCCAGAGAAAAUGGUAAUGGAGCCUGGGCCCAGGGCCAGGGCCACCUCUAGCCCUGGACAACAUGAUCCAGUAGGCUUGCCUGAAGUCCCUUGUAUGCCCUCUCCCUGAAGCUCAAGAGAAGAUGCUGGAUUCCUCUGGGCCCGACCAACAAUUAGGGAAUAGACACGGGGAAAAAAAUAAAAUCAUUCCUGUGUCUUUAUUAAA
Messenger RNA from Lynx canadensis (Canada lynx), 1659 nucleotides. Its product is annotated as transmembrane O-methyltransferase. Gene Ontology annotation, molecular function: catechol O-methyltransferase activity. The record is from RefSeq and is a predicted model, not a curated record. Bases 24 to 980 code for a protein of 318 amino acids. Gene Ontology annotation, biological process: dopamine metabolic process; catecholamine catabolic process; developmental process. NCBI's taxonomy places the organism in Eukaryota, Metazoa, Chordata, Mammalia, Carnivora, Felidae. The transcript is spliced from 3 exons.